Molecule: messenger RNA, 919 nt
Organism: Topomyia yanbarensis
Lineage: Eukaryota; Metazoa; Arthropoda; Insecta; Diptera; Culicidae
Gene: Prosalpha2
Product: proteasome subunit alpha type-2
Exons: 3
Coding region: 115-819 (234 amino acids)
Biological process (GO): ubiquitin-dependent protein catabolic process
Cellular component (GO): proteasome core complex, alpha-subunit complex; proteasome core complex
Source: RefSeq, a predicted model, not a curated record
UCACGCUGUCAUAAUUGUCAUUCUUCGUGAAUAAGCUGUUUUCUUGUGGAAUCGUGCGGCUGUUUAGAAUUUUAACCUAUUUACACGCUAUUAUCUACAUUCAAAGCGUCCGGAAUGGCCUCUGAACGCUACAGUUUCUCGCUGACCACUUUUAGUCCAUCCGGUAAGUUGGUCCAGAUCGAGUAUGCUCUGGCAGCUGUAUCAGCCGGAGCACCUUCAGUGGGAAUCAAGGCAUCCAACGGCGUGGUGAUUGCUACGGAGAACAAGCAGAAGUCGAUCCUGUACGAUGAGCACAGCGUUCAUAAAGUUGAAAUGGUAACCAACCAUAUCGGUAUGAUCUACUCUGGAAUGGGACCGGACUAUCGACUGUUGGUUAAGCAGGCUCGGAAGCUUGCUCAAAAUUACUAUCUAACCUACCGGGAGCCCAUUCCGACGUCGCAACUGGUGCAGAAGAUAGCCACCGUGAUGCAGGAGUACACCCAAUCGGGAGGCGUCCGUCCAUUUGGGGUGUCCCUGCUAAUCUGCGGUUGGGACGCUGAUCGUCCCUAUCUGUUCCAGUGUGAUCCGUCCGGGGCGUACUUUGCCUGGAAAGCUACCGCUAUGGGUAAGAAUGCAAUCAAUGGGAAAACAUUCCUGGAGAAGCGCUACAGUGAAGAUCUGGAACUGGACGAUGCCGUUCAUACGGCUAUCCUUACGCUGAAGGAGGGUUUCGAGGGACAAAUGAAUGCGGAUAAUAUUGAGGUUGGCAUCUGUGAUGCCAAUGGGUUCCGACGGUUGGACCCGGCUGAUGUUAAGGAUUAUCUGGCUAAUAUUCCGUAAGCAGGUGGAGGUUUUCCUAAUUUUUUUCCGAAGACUGUUUGCAUUGAAUAGAUUCGAGAUGGUAACAUUUUUGGUAUUGAAUAAAAUUUGUCAGGUUUAA